ACUGUCAGUGGCUUGGCGAGCUCACAAGGUGCGUGGCCAGCAAAGAGGAAGGACGCUCGCCUUUCCUCCUCUGCGCCUUUGGAGAGAUUCGCCUCUUCCUCUUCUCUUUCUACCUCUCCUUCUCUCUUUCUCUCUCUCACUCCUUUUCUCAGACAUGCCCAACUUUGCCGGGACUUGGAAGAUGAAGAGCAGCGAGAAUUUCGACGAGCUGCUCAAAGUCUUGGGGGUCAAUGCCAUGCUCCGGAAAGUGGCCGUGGCUGCGGCCUCCAAGCCGCAUGUGGAGAUCCGUCAAGAUGGGGACCAGUUCUACAUCAAGACCUCCACCACAGUCCGCACCACCGAGAUCAACUUCAAGAUCGGGGAGAGCUUCGAGGAGGAGACGGUGGACGGGCGGAAAUGUCGGAGUUUAGCCACUUGGGAGAACGAAAACAAGAUCUACUGCAAGCAAACCCUUCUGGAUGGAGACGGGCCCAAGACGUACUGGACGAGGGAACUGGUGGGCGAUGAGCUCAUUUUGACUUUCGGGGCUGACGCCGUUGUAUGCACAAGAAUUUACGUAAGGGAAUGACACAAAGGGGGGAAACCCGCAAAGCCCGCCCACCGUUGGGAGACGAAACGAAGGGAUUACGAAGCAGAUGUUGUGCGGAGAAAAAUAUGGAAAACAAUAAUAAUAAUAAUAAUAACCCUGCAUAGUAAACAUCCGAAGAUGCGUCUCGCAUAUGACCGUAUGUGUCGUCUCCAAUCCCAGCCGACCAGCCCCGAAUCUCAGGCCGUUUCUAUUUCUCUCCUCUCCCCAUUUUGGGUUAGAAUUGUGUGUGUGAGUGUGUGUGUAUGUGCGUGCAAUUGUGUGCUUCCUUUGCCCUGCCCUGAUCUCCUCUUGUUUAUGACUUAUUUUUUGCAUUUGGUAGGUGCAAAUGUGUAUGAUGUCAGCAACCAUUAAAUUUAUUGCCCUCAA
This is a messenger RNA of Anolis sagrei ordinatus, 955 nucleotides long. It is a transcript of the gene CRABP1, whose product is annotated as cellular retinoic acid binding protein 1. Lineage: Eukaryota; Metazoa; Chordata; Lepidosauria; Squamata; Anolidae. The record is from RefSeq and is a predicted model, not a curated record. Gene Ontology annotation, biological process: fatty acid transport. Gene Ontology annotation, cellular component: nucleus; cytosol. Gene Ontology annotation, molecular function: retinoic acid binding; fatty acid binding.